Messenger RNA from Ipomoea nil (Japanese morning glory), 805 nucleotides. RefSeq names its product auxin response factor 9-like. The transcript has 6 exons. NCBI's taxonomy places the organism in Eukaryota, Viridiplantae, Streptophyta, Magnoliopsida, Solanales, Convolvulaceae. The coding region runs from base 443 to 805 and encodes 120 amino acids. The record is from RefSeq and is a predicted model, not a curated record.
UAAAGGUCAUCUCCAUCAGCAGCUCCGAUCUUCCCCGUCAUCUCCAUUAGCACCGCCGUACGACGCCGUCCAUCAGUCUCCAUCGUCCCCGCCGUCCGACGCCGUCCAUCAAUCUCCAUCGUCCCCGCCGUCCACGCUCUCCAUCUUCCCGUCCAUCGCCGUCCCGUCUUCCAUCGCCGAUCUACGUCCCCGCCGCUGCCGAUCGACGUCCCCGCCUCUGCCGCUCGACGUCCCCGCCGCGACGCCUCCGCUCUACAAGCUCAGCUCGACAUCGCAGUACGGACGCCGUUGUACGCUCUCCAAAAAGGAGUUGAAUUGAAACCAGGAAAGCCAUACAUGCAUCAUUUCGACGGCGAUAGAGGAAGGCUCCAUGUUUCUCAGAGUGCUAAUGGUUCAUCCCAGAAAUCUAACGGUUCACUAACAGAAAGCAUACCACAAACAAAUGGUAGAAUCAGAACCCUUGCUGGCAAUCCAUUAUAUGCUGAAAGAGUUACGGGUUUCACCAUGGGAGAUAGAAGCACUUGUCACUUCGACACCUCAAACGCUCCAGCCUCCACAAAGGAACAGGCGUGCACACCCAGCAAAUUUACCUCCAUCGGUAUCUGAAUUUUCUGCGCUAGGGACAUGGAAAUCACCUGUUGAUUCUCCCCAAUCGUUCUCAUAUUGUGAUACAUCCCGUGGGGCAGAUCUCUUCCCAUCACCUAAACUCUCUUCUGGUCCAAUGGUUAUCCACCUGGCUUACGGAACUCUUGCACGAGCAUUGGACAUGAGAAUGAGUGAACCACCUACAGAUAUCAUUUAUUAG